CGCUGACAGCGGCGGGGCAACACCUGGACGGGUGCGGGGCGGAGCCCGGGGUGCAUUUUCUGGGGGAGAGAAGGUUCCCCGAGCCGGGUCCGGAGGAAGGUAUCACAAGAUGUUCAGGUGCUGCAGCCUCUCCUCAAGUUGAUGACCCAGACACAGGGAGAAUCAACUGAGUCUGAGACUGGUCCAGAGUGGGAGUGUGAGUAGGAAUGCCACUGUGGGAACAAGUGAGCUGUCUGGCAAGGAAUGCAGCGUCCUUCUGAGAGCCUCCUCUCCACGUCGUUCCCCAGACCACCGCUUCCUCUCUGGAAGGACCAAGGAGGACUUUGCAAUCAGCCACCUGAAACUUUUGCCGGGCCAACGUAAGACUUGCGCUGCAGAACUGAACGUGAUAUUACUUCAUUUAGUUUUUUGCAUCUUCUAAUCAUUGAGCAACAGUCAUAGUUGUUUUGCUUUGAGAACUAUAAGCCAGAUUGGUUGCUCUUAUUUUUGUGUAUAAUUUUCAUAAUGAUUGACUUGAGCUUCCUGACAGAGGAGGAGCAAGAAACCAUCAUGAAGGUUCUGCAGCGGGAUGCUGCCCUGAAGAGGGUUGAAGAGGAGAGAGUCAGGGAGGUCAGAAAGAGCAGUUUGAAGAAUACUAAGAAGUCUAGAGUAUUGGCAAGUAGAGUCCAGGGACAUUUGCCUGAAAAAAUUAAGGAUGACCAACAGUUGAAGAAUAUGAGUGGUGAGUGGUUUUAUGAAGCCAAGGCAAAAAGGCACAGAGACAGAAUUCAUGGUGCAGAUAUCAUCAGAGCAUCCAUGAGAAAGAAGAAGCUCCAGGUAGCAGCCGAGCAGAGUAAGGACAGAGCAAAUGAGGCAAAGGCAAGUUGGGUGAAUAACGUCAACAAAGAUGCUUUCCUUCCCCCAGAACUAACUGGUGCUGUGGAUGAGCCAGAAGAUGUCGCCCCAGCAAGCCCAAGUUCUAGCAUGGUGAAUCCAGCCUCCACCGUGAUGGAUACAUCCCAGGAAAACACAAGGAAGUCAGCUGUGUCUCUGGCUAAGCAAAGGAAAAAUCCGUUUAAUAGCUCCAAGUUGCCAGAAGAUCACUUAUCUCAACAAACCAAAAGUGAGCUGUCACAAAAUGGAAAGGCUGGUUUCUCUCAGACUUCAAAAGAAGGUGAAUUGUCAGAGUCAAAAGAAAACUCAUCUAUCCCAGAUACUUCAAGCCAAAAUUUAGAGAAACCAAAGCAGACAUUUCCAGGCUCUGAGAAUGGAUCUCCGGUCAAAGCUCCAAUCCCCAAAGCCAGGAAAAUUCUCCCCAAAUCACAUGAGUUAAAGCAAGAAGAUAACCAGUCUUUUCCUCGACAAAGGACAGACUCCCUAAGCACAAGGGGCGUUCCCAGGGGGAUCCUGAAACGCAACUCUAGUUCCAGCAGCACAGACUCGGAAACAGUUCGUUUUCAUCAGAACUUGGAACCCAAAACCAAAAUUGUGUUCCCUGGCCUCACCAUCCAUGAGAGAAUUUCUGAGAAGGAGCAUUCUUUAGAAGAUGACUUCUCAAACUCCCUGGAGCCAUUGAAGCAUGUGAGAUUUUCUUCAGUGAAGGAUGAGCUCCCCCAGAGUCCUGGGCUAAGCCAUGGCCGGGAAGUAGGAGAAUUUAGUGUUUUAGAAUCUGAUAAGUUAAGGAAUGGAACGGAGGAUAAUGUGGACAUUGAUGAGUUCUGGAAUGACCCUAAGCCUUCCCAAUACAGGAAGCCUUUGCCUUUACAUCAGUCAGCCUCAAGCCCAAGUGCAUCAAAAAAUGGAACACAGCGGCCAAUGACUUCUGGUUCUUUUCCAAUGAAUGGGCACCAUUCUCCCUUAGAAGUUUUAACUCCAAGACCAGAGUCUGUUGAAAAUGCAUCCACCACCAAUGAACACAAAGCUAAACCAUUAGAAUUAUUAAGGCUUGAAUCAGAAUUGUCCAAAAACCCUGCUGAUGGACUGUCUUGUGUUGAGCCUGAGCCAUCUCAGGUGCCAGAUCACAGUUCUAGAGACUGUCAGCAAGGUUCAGAGGAAGAACGCAGUCCUGUCUUGAAAACUUUGGAAAGGAGUGCUGCUAGGAAAAUGCCUUCCAAAAGUCUAGAAGACAUUUCAUCAGAUUCACCAAGUGAGAAUAAAGAUCAAGCAAAAGUAGAUAAUCUGCCAGAAGAAUUAGUACGUAGUGCUGAAGAUGUUUCCACAGUGCCUUCACAGCCUGAUAAUCCGUUUUCCCACCCUGACAAACUCAAAAGGAUGAGCAAGUCUGUUCCAGCAUUUCUCCAAGAUGAGAGUGAUGGCAGAGAAACAGAUACAGCCUCAGAGGGCAGUUACCAGCUCAGCAGACACAAGAAGAGCCCAAGCUCUUUAACCAAUCUUAGCAGCUCCUCCAGCAUGACGCCCCUGUCUUCUGUGAGCGGCAGCGUGAUGAGCAUUUACAGUGGAGACUUUGGCAAUCUGGAAGUGAAAGGAAAUAUUCAGUUUGCAAUCGACUAUGUGGACUCACUGAAGGAGUUACAUGUCUUUGUGGCCCAGUGUAAAGACUUAGCAGCAGCGGAUGUUAAAAAACAGCGCUCAGACCCAUAUGUAAAGACCUAUUUGUUACCAGACAAGGGCAAAAUGGGCAAGAAGAAAACACUUGUAGUGAAGAAGACUUUGAAUCCUGUGUAUAAUGAGAUAUUGCGGUAUAAAAUCGAAAAGCAAAUCUUAAAAACACAAAAGUUGAACCUCUCUGUUUGGCAUCGGGAUACAUUUAAACGCAAUAGUUUUCUAGGAGAAGUGGAACUUGACUUGGAAACUUGGGACUGGGACAACAAACAGAAUAAACAAUUGAAGUGGUACCCUCUAAAGCGAAAGACAGCACCCGUUGCCCUUGAGGCAGAAAACAGAGGUGAAAUGAAGUUAGCUCUCCAGUAUGUCCCAGAGCCAAUUCCUGGUAAAAAGCUUCCUACAACGGGAGAGGUGCACAUCUGGGUGAAGGAAUGUCUUGAUCUACCACAGCUAAGGGGCAGCCAUCUAAAUUCUUUUGUUAAAUGUAUCAUCCUUCCAGAUACAAGUAGGAAAAGUCGUCAAAAAACCAGAGCUGUAGGGAAAACCACCAGUCCUGUCUUCAACCACACCAUGGUGUAUGACGGGUUCAGGCCUGAAGAUCUGACAGAAGCCUGUGUAGAGCUUACUGUCUGGGACCAUUACAAGUUAACCAACCAGUUUUUGGGAGGUCUUCGGAUUGGCUUUGGAACAGGUAAAAGCUAUGGUACUGAAGUGGAUUGGAUGGACUCUACUUCAGAGGAAGUUGCUCUCUGGGAAAAGAUGGUAAAGUCCCCCAACACUUGGAUUGAAGCAACGCUGCCUCUCAGAAUGCUGUUGAUUGCCAAGAUUUCAAAAUGAACCCAAAGUCGACUGGCCCCUCCACUGAAAACUACUAAACAGGUGGAAUCAGAUCUUGAAAAUCUGACCGUGUAGACAGAUGCUCACCUGCUGCCCCUUGCCACUAACGGAGGCUACACAGCAUGUUAAAGUCAACCUGCAUAAGCUUCUUUCGUUAUAAGCCCCCCAAGAUUUAAGUAAGAAGUAUGUAACUUAUUUGUGACUUCAACAUUAAAGGAAUAUUUGAGAAAGCUAGGAAAAUCAAACGGUUGAUGCUGCUUCAGAGAAAAAGCCGUCAAGGAGAUUAAAUGUUGGGUGCUUUUAAGCAGCAAAAUAUUCUAGUUUGCCGUCCUGUGUUUCACACCACAUGCCAUGCUGCAGUUAGGAGGGCUUGCUACUCAGUGGUUGAAGAUCCUCGCAGGAACUGAAAAUACGUAGUUUUUUGGAAAAGAGGGAAAGAAAAAUACACCUAGAAGGAGGGGGAAAUGCAGAAUAUUCGUGAUAAUAAAGCAUUUGACCAUAAGAAAACUAUUUACUUUGUAAUCUCUAUUAAAAUAUGGAAUUCUGGGUUAGGGCCAUAGGACUGAAUCUACCGCAUGUAUUUCUGCCUUUGAAAGUGCUUUCUGCUUUCCCAGCGUCAAAGUCUCAGAUAUGAUUUGGUGCCACCCACUGGCUCAUAGGUGGAAUUCAACUUUUGGCUUAAUUUUCUCCUAAGAUCUCAAGCCUGUAUUUUCCAAUAGACUGUAAAAAAACAAAACCAAAACCUUACAUAUAUGAUUCUGUUUUUCCUAUAACUCUACUAUAUGAAAUUAGCAUGCGAGUGCUCACAGACAAGCUUUGCAACAAAGUUUUAAUUAGAAUGUAAACUGUACUUCCUAUGUAUGUAUAAUUUUCAUAAAGUAUUUUGUAAAAACCCUUAGAAUAAAUUAUUAUAU
This is a messenger RNA of Callorhinus ursinus (northern fur seal), 4295 nucleotides long. The record is from RefSeq and is a predicted model, not a curated record. NCBI's taxonomy places the organism in Eukaryota, Metazoa, Chordata, Mammalia, Carnivora, Otariidae.